Wallemia ichthyophaga EXF-994 is the source of this 933-nucleotide messenger RNA. RefSeq lists its product as uncharacterized. Gene Ontology annotation, cellular component: nucleus; delta DNA polymerase complex. Bases 1 to 933 code for a protein of 310 amino acids. Gene Ontology annotation, biological process: nucleotide-excision repair, DNA gap filling; DNA replication; DNA strand elongation involved in DNA replication. Gene Ontology annotation, molecular function: DNA-directed DNA polymerase activity. NCBI's taxonomy places the organism in Eukaryota, Fungi, Basidiomycota, Wallemiomycetes, Wallemiales, Wallemiaceae. The transcript has 4 exons. The record is from RefSeq and is a predicted model, not a curated record.
AUGAGCGUUAUACAAAACAAAUUACUCGAUAAAUGGCUCAAAGAUGAUAGCAGCGUGGUCACAGCACGUAUACUGAGUCAUGCAACUGGUGAGCAUAUCAAUGCAGCCAAAAACCAUCUCCUACACUACUACCGCAACAACACCUCUUUACACCCAGUGAUUGCAAUUACGGGUAGAGUGGGCAGUGGUAUUCAAUCGCAGCUAAUCGCUGACUUGAGUACUGUGCAGUCCUCUCGCUCGAGGUAUGACGAAGAACACUCCAUCUACGUUCACGCGUUAUCACCAUUCAAGCUGGCUGAUCUUACUCCUAUACUCAACUACGAGUUGGAGUACUUUGGUGACGUGAUUAACGCGCGCGAGAAGGUGAAACAGAGAGACAGCAAGCAGGAGAAGCAAUCCAAGCCAGUUAAGCAGCAGGAGGUUAAACAACCUACUAAACAACCCACUAAACAACCCACUAAACAAAACAAACCACCACAACCAGCUCCACCCUCAAAUCCCCCCAAGAAAGCUACCAACAAGCGCCGUGUUAUCGAAUCAGACGAAGAGGAAGACCUUAUCAUUUCAUCACCUCCAGAAGCACCACCGCCAGCGCAGACAAAUGUCCAGUCAGACACGCAGUCAAAACACACCACACAAAGCAACACCAACAAGACAAAAAAGCGCAAGCUGACAAAGAGCUUGACGCGGAUGAACGAAAAGGGUUACAUGGUGACUGAGGAUGUGGAUGAGUGGGUGAGUGGGGGUGAGGAUGGUGAGGAGGGUGCAUCUAUUGACGCUGCACCAUCUGAGCCCAAUUCCAAUCCCAAUCCCAAUUCAAAUUCCAAAUCGAAACCAAAAACAGCCCCAAAACCACCUUCGAAACCACCACCACCAUCAAAGUCCACAUCAAAAGGACAGAGCAGUCUCAAUUCCUUCUUCAUGAAAAAGUAG